Messenger RNA from Dama dama (fallow deer), 684 nucleotides. Its product is annotated as cleavage and polyadenylation specificity factor subunit 5-like. The transcript has a single exon. Gene Ontology annotation, cellular component: mRNA cleavage factor complex. Gene Ontology annotation, molecular function: mRNA binding. NCBI's taxonomy places the organism in Eukaryota, Metazoa, Chordata, Mammalia, Artiodactyla, Cervidae. The record is from RefSeq and is a predicted model, not a curated record. Bases 1 to 684 code for a protein of 227 amino acids.
AUGGCCGUGGUGCCUCCCAAUCGCUCACAGAACGGCUGGCCCCGGGGAGUCACCCAGUUCAGCAACAAGUACAUCCAGCAGGCCAAGCCCCUCACCCUGGAGCGCACCAUCAACCUGUACCCUCUUAUCCAUUCCCUUUUUGGUACAAAAGAGCCCCUCUAUGAGAAGGCCAGCUCUGUUGCAGCCAGAUUUCAGCACAUGAGGAAGGAAUUUGAUAAAAUUGGCAUGAGGAGGGCUGUAGAACCGGUUUUGAUUAUCCAUGAGCACAGGCUACCCCAUGUGUUACUACUACAACUGGGAACAACUUUCUUCAAAUUACCUGGUGGUGGGCUUAACACAGGAGAAGAUGAAGUUGAAGGACUACAAUGCCUAAUGACAGAGAUAUCGGGUCAUCAAGGUGGAGUCCUGCAAGACUGGGUCUUUGAUAACUGCAUUGGCAACUGGUGGAGACCAAAUUUUGAACCUCCUCAGUAUCCAUAUAUUCCUGUACAUAUUACAAAACCUAAGGAACAUAAGAAGUUGUUUUUGGUUCAGCUUCAAGAGAAAGCCUUGCUUGCAGUCCCUAAAAAUUACAAGCUGGUAGCUGCACCACUGUUUGAACUGUGUAACAAUGCACCUGGAUGUGGACCCAUCAUUUCUAGUUUCCCCCAGCUUUUGAGCAGGGUCAGUUUUAUAUACAACUGA